This is a messenger RNA of Emiliania huxleyi CCMP1516, 557 nucleotides long. RefSeq names its product putative ribosomal protein L30 (gene RPL30). NCBI's taxonomy places the organism in Eukaryota, Haptophyta, Isochrysidales, Noelaerhabdaceae. The transcript is spliced from 3 exons. Gene Ontology annotation, cellular component: cytosolic large ribosomal subunit. The coding region runs from base 15 to 368 and encodes 117 amino acids. Gene Ontology annotation, molecular function: RNA binding; structural constituent of ribosome. The record is from RefSeq and is a predicted model, not a curated record.
UCCUCUCGAGCAGCAUGGCUCCCGCUGAGAAAGUCACCAAGAAGAAGAAGAACACGUCGGAGAACAUCAACGCGCGCCUCGCGCUGGUGAUGAAAUCGGGCAAGGCGGUGCUGGGGUACAAGUCGACGAUGAAGUCGCUGCGCCAGGGCAAGGCCAAGCUCGUCCUCAUCGGCUCGAACUGCCCGCCCCUCCGCAAGUCGGAGAUCGAGUACUAUGCGAUGCUCGCGAAGACGGGCGUGCACCACUACUCGGGCAACAACAUUGCCCUUGGCACCGCCUGCGGAAAGAUGUUCCGCUGCAGCGUCCUGUCCAUCACCGAUCCCGGCGACUCGGACAUUGUCCGCUCCAUUAACCCCGAGUCGGCGUAAGCGAGGGACCUGCCACGACGCACCCGAGGGUCGGCGCUAGCUGCGCCCCGUCUGGAGGGGGUCGCGCGUGCUUUCGCUGCCGCACGGCUCCCUGUGUCUGAGAUGCCACUCGAUGCGGAGACACACGCGAGCGCACUGGCUUUUGUCAGCCCAGCACCCCUUUUCUGAAUAAAAUUGAUCAGGCAGUCC